Populus trichocarpa (black cottonwood) is the source of this 2206-nucleotide messenger RNA. Its product is annotated as cytochrome P450 734A1. Gene Ontology annotation, molecular function: oxidoreductase activity, acting on paired donors, with incorporation or reduction of molecular oxygen; iron ion binding; monooxygenase activity. NCBI's taxonomy places the organism in Eukaryota, Viridiplantae, Streptophyta, Magnoliopsida, Malpighiales, Salicaceae. The coding region runs from base 145 to 1710 and encodes 521 amino acids. The transcript is spliced from 5 exons. Gene Ontology annotation, biological process: brassinosteroid metabolic process; brassinosteroid homeostasis. The record is from RefSeq and is a predicted model, not a curated record.
GAGAGAGAGAGAGAGAGAGAGGAGAAGAUAAGAAGCAAAAACAGAAAAGGCUGCUCCACUCUUACGAAUUGGAGAAGAAAGAAAGCGCUCCCCCCCCCUCCCCCCCCCCCUGUCUCUCUCUCUCUCUCUCUCUCUCUGUUUAACAUGGUGGAGCUGUUGUUGUCUUACCACUGGCUUAUUAAGCUGCUUGCUAUCUCUUUCUUGGCAUUAGUUUUGUUGUUAAAGAUUGCAGUGUUACUUUGGUGGAGACCUCGAAGAAUUGAACACCAUUUUGCCAAGCAAGGAAUCAGAGGACCCCCUUAUCGUUUCUUCAUUGGUAAUGUGAAGGAGCUUGUGGAAAUGAUGUUAAAGGCCUCUUCUCAACCCAUGCCUUUCUCUCACAACAUACUUCCUAGAGUUCUCUCUUUUUACCAUCACUGGAAGAAAAUCUACGGUGCAACGUUUCUAGUGUGGUUCGGACCGACGGUUCGACUCACCGUGUCCGACCCAGACCUCAUUCGAGAAAUCUUUACUUCCAAGUCUGAAUUUUAUGAGAAGAUUGAGGCUCACCCUCUUGUUAAACAGCUCGAAGGUGAUGGACUGCUUAGCCUCAAAGGAGAAAAAUGGGCUCACCAUAGGAAAAUUAUAGCACCCACAUUCCACAUGGAGAAUCUCAAAUUGCUAGUUCCGGUGGUGGCAAAGAGCGUAACGGAUAUGCUGGAGCAAUGGUUGACAGUGUCAAAUUCCGACGAGGUAGAAAUUGAAGUUUCUGAAUGGUUCCAAACCCUAACAGAAGAAGUCAUUACGAGAACAGCAUUUGGUAGUAGCUACGAAGAUGGAAAGGCCAUUUUUCGAUUGCAAGCACAGCAAAUGGUCCUUGCUGCCGUAGCAUUCCAAAGAGUUCUGAUCCCUGGCUACAGGUUCUUUCCAACAAAAAGAAACGUGAAUUCGUGGAAACUGGACAAAGAAAUCAGGAGAUCGUUGAUGAAGCUUGUAGAAAGGAGAAGAGAGGGCUCGAGCAUUAUCAACGAAACACAUCGUCAUGGUCCUAAGGAUUUGUUAGGACUAAUGAUUCAAGCCUCAAAUUCAUCUAAAGAUGUAACCGUACAUGACAUUGUUGAAGAGUGCAAGAGCUUUUUCUUUGCGGGCAAACAGACCACAUCCAACUUGCUGACGUGGACAACAAUCCUACUCGCAAUGCACCCACAUUGGCAGGUUCAAGCACGUGAGGAGGUCUUGAGGGUGUGUGGAUCACGUGACAUACCCACCAAAGAUGAUGUUGUCAAGCUUAAGACGCUGACCAUGAUUCUAAAUGAAUCCUUACGGUUGUACCCACCGACGAUCGCAACAAUUAGACGGUCGAAAGCUGAUGUAGAGCUGGGGGGCUACAAAAUCCCCCGUGGGACCGAGCUCCUGAUACCGAUAUUGGCCCUUCAUCAUGAUCAAUCCAUAUGGGGCCACGAUGCAAAUGAAUUCAACCCUCGUCGCUUCUCGAAUGGCGUGGCCCGAGCAGCAAAGCACCAUGUGGCGUUCAUUCCAUUCGGGCUAGGAGUCCGAACCUGCAUUGGCCAAAAUCUAGCCAUCUUGCAAGCCAAAUUAACACUCGCCAUAAUACUGCAACGAUUCUCUUUCAGAUUGGCCACUAGCUAUCAACAUGCACCAACGGUCCUGAUGCUACUUUACCCCCAACAUGGUGCGCCCAUCAUCUUUCAACGCCUGCCCAAUCCAUGAUGAUCAAUCAUCAAAUACUCCAAUGAAAUCAAGGCUCAUAAUAAUAAACCCAUCCCUAUCCUUUCGUGAGAGUGUGCAAUUAAGAACUUCAGCAAGUUUCCCAGCAAAAUAUAUAAUAUUGUUGCCAUUAAAAUAUCCAUAGGGCCUGUGAGGAGGAGUGGCAGUAGUAGCUAGCUAGUAGUGUACAAUGGAUUAAGCAAGAAAUGUCAUUGCCUAUAUAUGUACCUGCGUACGUACCCACCAAGCUCCUUCCCUCCAAGUUAAUACACUAACCCACCAUGGCCAUGGGAUUUCAACAAAAUACAUGCAGUUUACCCUAAUCCAUGGUUUUCACGCAGGUGUUCACCGUCGAAUUUGAGUUUCAAUCAGCCUAGCUAGGACAGUAAAUGUUUAACAAUUAGGUCUCUCUCAUAUGUAUGUAGUGUAUAUUGUUCAAGAUCUCUAGACAGUUUUGUAAUAUUUUGGUUUUUUAAGCUUCCUCUGUCGUUUAUUAUAA